This is a messenger RNA of Lolium perenne, 2293 nucleotides long. Lineage: Eukaryota; Viridiplantae; Streptophyta; Magnoliopsida; Poales; Poaceae. The record is from RefSeq and is a predicted model, not a curated record.
AUAGCAUUAAUUAAGAAAAAAAGUAGUACGGUUCUUUUCAUCACUGGGGAGAAGGGCGAGAUCCCAGGACUAAUUUACAGUAUAGCCAGCAUAUUUUCUGCUCAGCAGCUCAGGGCAUCGAGACACAAUGUGCACUUUUCUGGAUAGGAGGACAUAAUCAUCUUUUCAGUCUGGGCGUUAGUGAUGCAGGUCCAGAAAGAAGAGAAAAAAAACUGCACUUGGGCCUUGAUGUAUUGGGCUGCCAGUUGAUCAGUUUUUUUUUUCUCUCUCUCUCUCCCUGUCGCGGGCCGGCGCACAUCCUCGCCGCUGUGGAGGUUGUGCCUCACCUAGUAGACUGUGAAUCGCAGUAGGCACACUGGCCACAAUGGCUCUAACGCUUCUCAGAGGGAUCAGAACACAAGCCUUAUUUAGAGCGAAUGCAGGCCUCUUCUGUACCACUCGACUUUCUCCACUAGCCCUCUUCACAACUAGGGUGGAGAGCGUGCAGACUACUAACCCCAAGACAGCGCCCAAAUCAAUUCAACAGGCCGCCAAGGAGGCGGCGGAGCAGAAGAUGCAAGGUUUCGAAGCGGUUAUCGGCAUCGAGACCCAUGUCCAGCUAUCGACCAUCACAAAGGCAUUUUGCUCCUGCCCGUACGACUAUGGCUCCCAGCCCAACAGCACUGUUUGCCCCACCUGUAUGGGCCACCCGGGGACAUUGCCGGUUCUGAAUGCAAAGGUUGUUGAAUGCGCAGUCAAGCUAGCCCUCGCUCUCAACUGCGAGAUCUCCAUGACAUCCAAGUUUGAUCGGAAGCAAUACUUCUACCCAGACCUGCCCAAGGGCUACCAGAUUUCGCAGUUUGACAUCCCCAUUGCCGACAAGGGUUACAUUGAUUUGGAUCUUCCAGUGGAGUUUGGUGGUGGUCACAGGCGUUUUGGGGUCACGAGGGUUCAUAUGGAAGAAGAUGCUGGCAAGCUGCUUCACUCUGAAUCCGGGAAUUACUCUCAGGUUGACCUGAAUAGAGCCGGUGUUCCUUUGCUAGAGAUUGUCUCAGAGCCAGAUAUGAGGACAGGGAUAGAGGCUGCUGAGUAUGGUGCUGAGGUGCAAAGGCUUGUUAGAUACCUGGGAGUGGGCAACGGUAACAUGCAGGAAGGUUCCCUCCGCUGUGAUGUGAAUGUAUCUGUCCGGCCUAUUGGACAAUCAGAAUUUGGUACCAAGGUUGAAAUAAAGAAUAUGAACUCAUUUAAUGAAAUAAGUCGGGCGAUAGAUUAUGAGAUAUCCCGACAGAUUCAUCUUCACAAAGAAAGCCAAGCUGAUCAAAUUGUACAAGAAACCCGUCUGUGGGAUGAAUCUUCUCAGAAAACUUUUACAAUGCGAAAAAAGGAGGGACUUGCCGACUACAGAUAUUUUCCUGAGCCUGAUCUUGCUGAAGUUGUUCUCACUAGUGAGUACAUUGAUGAAAUUCGUAAUUCAUUGCCGGAGCUUCCAGAGGCAAAGCGUAGGCGUUAUGAGAACAUGGGUCUCAGCAUGCAAGAUGUUAUUUUCCUGGCUAAUGAUGAUAAUGUUGCUCAUUUCUUUGAUUCUACACUUGAGCAUGGCGCUGAUGCAAAGCUGGCUGCCAAUUGGAUCAUGGGUGACAUGACGGCUUAUCUGAAGGAUGAAAAACUCUCUAUCCAUGAAAGUAAAUUAACACCUCUGGAGCUUUCUGAAAUGAUUGCAUCCAUUAAGAAUGGAACUAUCAGCGGGAAGAUUGCAAAGGAGAUUCUGGUUGAGCUCAUUGCCAAAGGUGGAACUGUUAAGUCUGUGAUAGAGGAAAAAGAUUUGAUUCAGAUAGCAGAUCCAGGAGCGAUUGGUGCCAUGGUAGAUAAAGUACUCGCGGACAAUCCGAAGCAACUCGAGCAGUAUCGGGCUGGGAAAACCAAGUUGCAGGGAUAUUUUGCUGGCCAGGUGAUGAAAGCAUCUAAGGGUAAGGCGAGUCCUGUUCUACUGAACAAAAUCCUGGGGGAGAAAUUGAAGGGCAAUUAAUUGCCGAUGGAGGCUUCGGCACACUGGAAUUAUCUAGUCCUUGAUGAGUGUGGACCAUCAAAUGAAAGUGAAAGCCCACAGGCUCAUCUAUAGUCAACUUAUAGCUAGCAUGUACAUGUACAAUAACAAGCUAUAAAAAUGUAGUAUUUUUACAAUACAUGGUCCACUUUUUAGUCUCACAUAGUGCUAGGAGGACGUGAUAGAGCUGGCUAGUAGAUAAGAGCCCACUUCUCUUCUCUCUCCUAACCUCUCUCCUCCAACUAAGCAAAUUUAUAAUAUUUUAUCUCA